This is a messenger RNA of Pungitius pungitius (ninespine stickleback), 5382 nucleotides long. RefSeq names its product potassium sodium-activated channel subfamily T member 1a (gene kcnt1a). The transcript is spliced from 31 exons. Gene Ontology annotation, molecular function: outward rectifier potassium channel activity; intracellular sodium-activated potassium channel activity. Gene Ontology annotation, cellular component: plasma membrane. Gene Ontology annotation, biological process: potassium ion transmembrane transport. The record is from RefSeq and is a predicted model, not a curated record. Lineage: Eukaryota; Metazoa; Chordata; Actinopteri; Perciformes; Gasterosteidae. The coding region runs from base 97 to 3909 and encodes 1270 amino acids.
UGCAAUCCAUCCAUCUCGCAGGGAGACUCCGUCCCCGGGCUUAGAGAAGAGCGCGUCCUCCUCUCCGGGCGCAGACUCCGAGCCGCUCCGCCUCCGAUGCAAUUGACCCGGGAAGAAGACUUUGUCAUCGGGGACUCGGCAGCGACCACCGCGGCUCUCCGGUCCGACGGCAGCGCUGGAUCUCCGGACAAAAUGUGCAGUGAAUGUUACGUGAAUCAGACAUUCGUGCACGACGAUGGGACCGUGAACGAGCACAAGCCGCGCUCCUCCCCAGCACCACCCCAGACCAACAUCAACACCAGCGGGCUCAUCUUGGACAUCUCCACGCUGGAGAUGGAGCAGCAGGAGAGCGAGGAGGUGCCUCCGCUGCCGCCCCGCUUUCGCUUCAGGGACCUGCUGCUGGGGGACCAGAGCUUCCAGAAUGACGACAGGGUGCAGGUGGAGUUCUAUGUGAACGAGAACACCUUCAAGGAGCGUCUGAAGCUCUUCUUCAUCAAAAACCAAAGAUCAAGCCUUCGGAUCCGUGUGUUCAACUUCUCCCUGAAGCUGCUCACCUGCCUGCUGUACAUCAUCCGGGUGGUCACAGAUAACCCCGCCCAGGCCGCCGGCGCCAGUCCCAGCGCGGGACAGCAGAGCGCUCCCAGCGGCAACAACAAAUGCGUUGACUGCCAGUGGAACGGAUCAGUGCAGGACAGAGAAAUUAACUGGGAGUUGAUCUUCUGGGUUGACAGAAAAGUUCCUGUCUGGGCCAUUCAAGUGAUCGUGGCCAUCAUUAGUUUCCUGGAGACGAUGUUGCUGAUGUAUCUGAGCUACAAGGGGAACAUCUGGGAGCAGAUGUUCCAGGUGUCCUUCCUCCUGGAGAUGAUCAACACAGUUCCCUUCAUCAUCACGAUCUUCUGGCCCUCGAUAAGAAACAUCUUCAUUCCCGUGUUUCUCAACUGCUGGCUGGCCAAGUGCGCUUUGGAGAACAUGAUCAAUGACGUCCACAGAGCAAUCCAGAGGACCAACUCAGCAAUGUUCAACCAGGUGCUGAUUCUCAUCUGCACCCUGCUGUGCCUGGUCUUCACCGGCACGUGUGGAAUCCAGCACCUGGAACGAGCCGGCAAAAACCUCUCUCUCUUCAACGCCUUCUACUUUUGCAUCGUCACCUUCUCCACCGUCGGCUUCGGGGACGUCACGCCCCGCAUAUGGCCCUCCCAGCUGCUGGUGGUCAUCAUGAUAUGCGUCGCCCUGGUGGUGCUGCCCCUGCAGUUUGAGGAGCUGAUGUACCUGUGGAUGGAGAGACAGAAAUCCGGCGGGAACUACAGCCGCCACAGAGCGCAGACAGAGAAGCACGUGGUGCUCUGUGUCAGCGCGCUGAAGAUUGACCUGCUCAUGGAUUUUCUCAACGAGUUCUAUGCCCAUCCCAGACUGCAGGAUUACUACGUGGUGAUCCUGUGCCCGAGUGAAAUGGACCUGCAGGUGCGCAGAGUGUUGCAGAUCCCUCUUUGGUCUCAGAGGGUCAUCUAUCUGCAGGGCUCCGUGCUCAAAGACCAGGAUCUGCUAAGAGCCAAAAUGGAUGACGCAGAGGCCUGUUUCAUUCUAAGCAGUCGCAACGAGGUGGAUCGAAUGGCUGCGGACCAUCAGACCAUCCUGAGAGCCUGGGCCGUGAAGGACUUUGCUCCAAAUUGUCCCCUUUAUGUGCAGAUACUCAAACCGGAAAAUAAGUUCCAUGUGAAAUUUGCAGAUCACGUCGUGUGCGAGGAGGAGUUCAAGUACGCCAUGUUGGCUCUCAACUGUGUGUGCCCUGCCACGUCCACUCUGGUCACUCUCCUUGUGCACACCUCCCGUGGGCGAGAAGGACAACAGUCGCCGGAGCAGUGGCAGAGGAUGUACGGAUGUUGCUCUGGCAACGAGGUCUACCACAUCCGAGUGUGCGACAGCAAGUUCUUCGGGGAGUAUAACGGCAAAAGCUUUACGUACGCCUCUUUUCACGCCCACAAGAAGUACGGCGUGUGUCUGAUCGGCAUAAAGAGGGAAGACAACAAGAGCAUCCUGCUGAACCCGGGCCCGCGCCACAUCAUGGCUGCCACAGACACCUGCUACUACAUCAACAUCACCAAGGAGGAGAACUCGGCCUUCAUCUUCAACCAGGAGGAGAGCAAGGGCCGCGGCGGCGGGGGCCUCUACGACGGGCCCCUGCAGCUCCCCGUGCACAGCAUCAUUGCCAGCAUGGGCACCGUUGCCAUGGACCUCCACAACACCAGUCCGCCCGACGUCUCGGGCGGCAAACUGGCUCCGCCCUCGCUGAACGGAGCGCGGGGCCGCCGGCCGAGCAUCGCUCCGGUCCAGGAGAUCGCCGACUCCGCCUCGAUUCUGCCUUGCGACCUCCUCAGCGAUCAAUCGGAGGAUGACUCCGUGUUCGCGGAUGAGAAAGGCGACUCGUCCGCCGAGUACGUGAAAGGUUACCCCCCGAACUCGCCGUACAUCGGGAGCUCGCCCACCUUGUGCCAUCUGUUGGCUGAAAGAGCCCCGUUUUGUUGCCUACGUCUGGACCAGGGUUGCAGGCACAACAGCUUUGUGGACGCCAAAGCGUACGGCUUCAAAAACAAGCUCAUCAUCGUUUCCGCCGAGACCGCCGGCAACGGCCUUUAUAACUUCAUAGUGCCUCUGAGGGCGUAUUACAGGCCCAGGAAAGAACUCAACCCCAUCGUGUUGCUGCUGGAUAACCCGCCAGAUAAUCACUUCCUGGAGGCCAUUUGCUGUUUCCCUAUGGUCUACUACAUGGCCGGGACCAUAGACAAUCUGGACAGCCUCCUGCAGUGUGGCAUCAUCUACGCUGAUAACCUGGUUGUUGUGGACAAAGAGAGUACAAUGAGUGCCGAGGAGGACUACAUGGCCGAUGCCAAAACUAUUGUCAAUGUACAGACGAUGUUCAGGUUGUUUCCCAGUCUGAGCAUCAUCACAGAGCUCACUCACCCAUCCAACAUGAGAUUCAUGCAGUUUCGAGCAAAGGACUGCUAUUCGCUGGCCCUCUCCAAGCUGGAGAAGAAAGAGCGCGAUAAAGGCUCCAACUUGGCCUUCAUGUUUCGCCUACCCUUCGCUGCGGGGAGAGUGUUCAGCAUCAGCAUGUUGGACACCCUGCUGUAUCAGUCUUUUGUGAAGGACUACAUGAUCCUCAUCGCAAGGCUGCUACUGGGGCUGGACACCACUCCGGGGUCAGGAUUCCUCUGUGCUAUGAAGGUGACGGAGGAAGAUCUGUGGAUCAGUACUUAUGGCAGGCUGUUCCAGAAACUCUGCUCCUCGAGUGCCGAAAUCCCUAUCGGGAUCUAUCGGACGGAGUCUCACGUGUUCCAGACGUCGGAGUCCCAGGUGUCCGUCAGCGUUGACGAAUGCGAGGACACCAAGGACAAAGGGGACGAGCCUCGCAGCAACGACCAAUCGGAUCACCCCCUGCUGAGGAAGAAGAGCAUGCAGUGGGCCCGGCGCCUGAGCAAGAAGAGCGCGAGGUGGCAGGGAGGCGGCCGGGACCCGAGCAGGGACCACGCCGCCCAGCGCAUCGCUCAGCAGCGCCUCAACCUGUACCGCCGCUCCGAGAGGGAGGAGCUCUCCGAGCUGGUCCGCAACCGCAUGCGGCACCUGGGCCUCCCCACCUCCAGAUAUGAAGACCUGACCAAUCUGACAGCCAGCGACGUCAUGAACAGAGUCAAUCUGGGAUACCUACAAGACGAGCAGAACGAUCAGCAGAACACCCUGUCCUACGUCCUGAUCAACCCUUCUCCCAACACCAGGCUGGAGCUCAACGACGUCGUGUACCUGAUUCGCUCAGACCCUCUGGCCCACGUCCCGGAGGAGCCUCCCGUCCGCGGGAGCAGCCUGAGAGAAAGGCGCGAGUCGGGCACGGAGGUCAGAGAAGACACGGAGCUCUGAUGGCGUGACGACCUUCAAACCUUCGUGGUCACCUUGAUGCGUCCGCGCAGGUCCGGCUUGAAGAGAAAAAAAAAAAAAAAAGAGGACAAUUUGUGCUACGACGUUGCCGCGCUGGCGUCCACAGCUGUAUCAUACGAGUGCCUGCUGUGUGGCAGGUGACAAUCGAUGCCACCUGGCUGUGACGUUUUCAUGGGAUUCUUUGCAGCUCAGUUUAGAUGACUGAAGGUGUCCCUCCUGCAGAGAGAGAGAGAGUUGGUCACAGUGAUUGUAGAUUUUGGUUUCCGCUCCCUCAGGAAAAGCGCGAGUUAAAAAAAAAAAAGAAAAAAAAAAGAUGAGCGAUUGCGGGAAGAAGACGUCUGCGGCCCUGCAUCUAUCCAUUGUUCCUUGACUUUUUGGAAAUCUAAUGGAGAUCAGCACAUAUUUUAAAGGUACAGGGGCCAUGAACAUAAUAUAACAUAAUAACAUGAAAUCAAGUAUACUAUACAUUUCCACACUGGGAGAUCAAAUAUGUUGAUUAAAGCUUUCCUUUAAAGCUUAUUUUCCAUAGCUGAACCAUAGAAGUGUGUUAUCCAGUGGUGUAGAUGUCCUAAUCAGUAGGUUAUGUAAAAACAACAAUGGUUACUUAUUUGUUUCUCCGCUGUACCUGUUUGAGGUUUUUGGACUACAAGUGCUUAGUUCAACCCCUUUAAUAGGGCACUAUGCCGUACAUAGAUUGUUUGAUUUUUGAAUAUGUUAGUAAUCAGAACACCUCAUCUUACCUCCAGCGCUGCUCUGUUAAAAAAUGUGCUCUUUAAAUCGUUUAAAUUGUGGUUGUUUGGACCAAGUAGGCAUUUCUAAAAUGCUAAAUCCUGUACACACGGUUUGACUUUGACUGUAAAAUCCAUCCAUAUUUAAAUGUUUAUUUAAGUGUUAUAUGAGGAAAAAAACAUUAACUGUUGCUGUCAUAUAAAUCAGCAAUAGUAUUGCUACUCGUCUCUCUGACUGUUAAUUGAAAGGAAUAGUCUCAGGAAUUUGUUAAUAUCGUUAAUAACGGCCUAAAUGUAAAGCUUAUAAUACUUGAGUGCAAAGAAGAGUUCUGCAGUAUUACAUACUUUUAAAUAUUCAAAUUACUCCUUAAAUGAAUAAGAAAGAAAAGUAAAAGGUAGAAGCAAAGAGAGCAGAGGGGCAAACGAUGGUUUUAGGAAAGAGGAAGGAUGGAGCAGUGUGACUAACAGGUCACAUGACUGGUAAUUAAGACUGGAGAUCAGGUCCAAUCAGGCCACUCAAGUGAAAACACCUGUGUGUUCUUUUUUGUGUUGGUGCCCAGAGGCUCAGUGGUGUAAAUUAAUACCUAUUUACGAUGCUUUGUUUGAGUGUGUUCAUUUCAGAGUUUUGGUUCAUCCUCGGCCCGCAACAACUUUCAACCCAGUGUCAUGAUAACUGAGCUCCUUUUUCCUUGAUCCUGCUAACAAAUAAACAAAAGCGAAAACGUAC